This is a messenger RNA of Dacryopinax primogenitus, 1197 nucleotides long. RefSeq lists its product as uncharacterized. The record is from RefSeq and is a predicted model, not a curated record. Lineage: Eukaryota; Fungi; Basidiomycota; Dacrymycetes; Dacrymycetales; Dacrymycetaceae. The transcript has 3 exons. The coding region runs from base 1 to 1197 and encodes 398 amino acids.
AUGGCUAAUGGCGGUCUGAACGACAGUGCGAGAGAUUUCAGUAGAGCGAGAUGGGAACCACGCGCUUUUCCCACAGAGGGGGAUAUACUGGGCAUUGCUCUCGCUGAGCGGGGACGAUGGUUGUUUACUCGCACGAGGAGAGAGGUACAUGCUUGGGAUCUGGAGGGAGGGGAGGGAGUGGCAGCAGAAUGGGAUUUGGAUGCUGGUCAGACGGUCGAGGAGGGGCAGGAGAUGGAGAUGGAACGCGUCCUCCAGGUUGAGCAGGAUGACGGGGACAUCCUCCUGCACAUCCCGCACAUGACCGGCAAGCAUAUCAACUCGCAGAUCCUUAGCUUCUCACCAACGACGCGCAAGUUCGACCUCCUCCGCGCACUCCACACCGCCCAACUCCCUAGCGCUACACGUACCUUCUCCCUCUCAGGUUCACUCGUAGCGUCAGAGUACGAGACUGCGAUCACCAUCUGGGACUGGAGAAAAGACGAAUGGAUCACCUUCACCGAGGAUAACUUCUUCGACGAGCCUGAGUGUCCAUUACACACGUCAGUACAACUACAUCUCGCUCCCCCGCGAGUAUUCGCUAUCUGGGGUGGAGAACUCAAGAUCUUCCAACUGCCUGCCCUCCGCCCCCGUCGAGCGCAGAACAAGCCAGCCUUCCUCACCCUCUCCCCGAUCCUCAAGCUUGCCCUCCAAUUGGCACCGAAUGCCAACCCCUGCCUAGGUCGUAUCGUCUCUGUAGAGGGCAUCAGAGGGUGGGACGUGGCGCUGAUGUACCCCCUGGAAGGACGAUAUGCCUUCUACUUUUAUGCGGUGAGGGCGCACGCUGUAGCGCCAGGAGUCGCGGCAUUCACCACGCUCCCAUUGAGCGUGCUCGGCUUCGCUCUCGAACUGGACGCCCUCUCCUUUUCAAUGCAUCCACUUUCCAACGACCCGCCGUUGAAUAAGUUCUUUGCCCAGCUGCAUAAUGACACCCCCGUCCCGGCGACACUAGCCGUCGUGCCCAGCAAGAAAGGCCCAUACGCACUCUUCCCUGUGAUGGGGAUGGUGUGGCUGCUUCAUGCCGGUCGGAACCACACAGCGCUGUUGACCUGCGCUCGGCUGGAGGAGCCGGUGAGCGCUGAUGCUGAGAUUGUGUGGGAUGCUAAGGGGAGGGCGGUGCUUUUGAACAGGAAGAAAGUGACGGUGCUGAAUAUGCUGUAA